Messenger RNA from Achroia grisella, 2489 nucleotides. It is a transcript of the gene cd, whose product is annotated as peroxidase. Gene Ontology annotation, biological process: response to oxidative stress. The record is from RefSeq and is a predicted model, not a curated record. The transcript is spliced from 13 exons. Lineage: Eukaryota; Metazoa; Arthropoda; Insecta; Lepidoptera; Pyralidae. The coding region runs from base 69 to 2444 and encodes 791 amino acids. Gene Ontology annotation, molecular function: heme binding; peroxidase activity.
CACAAAAUCGCGCGUAAUAACCAGUUCUAAAUAAGUAAAUAAUAUAUAUAAUAUAUUAGACCUGUAGAAUGCUGCGAGCUUCGACCAGUGGAGAGAGGACUCCGCUGGUGCAGCCCACGUACGCGUUUGAGUCCAGUUUGACGCGCAACUACCAGAAGCGGCUGCGCAGCUUCCAAUGCGUCAUUUGCGCUUCUUUAUUGAUAAUUCUUGCGGUGGCCUUGCUGGUGACUGUGUCUUUGAACCUGGAUGAUGAUGACGAGGGGACUAACAAUAGUACAGCUGUGACACCCAUCGUUAUUGUACCCGCUAACCUGACCGGGGUUUCUUCACAGUUGGCACCGCUGCUGCGACUCAAGUGGCCAUUGAGAGCUCGCUCCCCACCACAGUGGGCGGGUAAGAAUGAAACAAAAGACAUCGAGUUCGCAGUGACUAUUGGAAAGAAUGCAUUACUAAAUCGAACAACACUUGAGAGUACAAGGAAAGCUCUGGAUAUAAAUACACCAGCACUGAAGGCACAGAGAGCGUCAGCCACGUCUGCAGCUGUGAAACCGAUGGCGGAUGCUGCGUACGCUGUAGAAGAAGCCACCAAGGUUUUAAUCAAUGGUACCAUCUCACCUGGACGGCAAGGUGGCAGUGGUCAAGGACCGUCCACCAGCGGCUCCUUCCCGGAGCCACCCUACUGCCACCCACCGCCGCCCUGCCCACCAUCCAAGUACAGAAGCCAGGACGGCUCGUGCAACAACUUAAAACAUCCAUCGAGGUGGGGUGUAUCACAUACACCAUUUAGAAGGGUGCUGCCAGCUGAUUUUGGAGAUGGGAUCAGCUCCCCUCGCAGGAGUAAGUCGGGGGCUGAGCUGCCCAGCGCCCGCGACGUCAGUGUGACGGUCCACCGUCCGAGCUACGCUCAGGAUACUAGCUUCACAGUGAUGCUGGCCGUUUGGGGGCAGUUCAUUGAUCAUGACGUCACUGCCACGGCUCUGAGUAAAGGAGCGAACAGCAGUUCUUUGGCCUGUUGUGACACAAGCCAGGCACCGCAUCCAGAAUGCUUUCCUGUACCUCUGGACAAAGAAGACCCUUUCUACCAGCAUUAUAACCUCACCUGCAUGGAGUUUGUAAGGUCCGCACCGGCGCCUACAUGUCAUUUCGGUCCUCGCGAGCAAAUGAACCAAGCCACAGCUUUCCUCGACGGGUCCACUGUGUACGGUUUCACGGAGCAACGGGCGAAUCAGCUGCGUCUGGGAGUAGGCGGCCGGCUCCGGAUGUUGAGCGUGGGCAGCGUGGAGCUGCUGCCGCCGUCCACCGACCCUACCGACGGAUGCAACACGCUUGAGAUGAACGCAAAAGGACGCUACUGUUUUGAAACCGGUGAUGAUAGAGCCAACGAAAAUCUCCAUCUAACCACGAUGCACCUGAUCUGGGCGCGGCAGCACAACCGCCUGGCUGCCAUCUUGGGUAAACUCAACCCGAAUUGGGACGACGAAACCAUAUACCAGGAGGCAAGAAAGAUAGUCGGCGCCCAGAUGCAGCACAUCACGUACUCCGAAUUCUUACCUUCCAUACUAGGUGCCGACGUAAUGUGGGCCUUAAAUCUGACAUUAAGGAACGAGGGUCACGACGACUCGUACGAUCCCACAGUGGACUCGUCUGUUGCCAAUCACUUCGCAGCUGCCGCAUUCAGAUUUGCACACACUUUGCUUCCGGGUCUAAUACACAAUGUUGACCUCAACAACGGUACUAUCAGUUACGUGCAACUCCAUCGGAUGCUGUUCAACCCGUACGCACUGUACAGUAGCCGAGGGUCUAAAUACUCUGUAAGGUCUGCCAUCAACACACCAGUUCAUGGAGUCGAUCCUCAUGUCACCACUGAGCUAAGUAAUCACCUAUUCGAGAACCCAACGAGCAACUCCUCACAAUCAAGGAAACCACUGGGUCCGUGCGGUCUGGACCUGGUCUCGCUGAACAUCCAACGUGGCAGAGACCACGGUCUACCGUCUUACCCCGCGUGGCGAGAACACUGUGGUCUGUCGAGACCAACAACCUUCGCAGAGUUAGAGGGUGUUUUCAACGACGUGUCUUUGGGUAGAAUCGCUACUAUAUACAAUUCGGUGGACGACAUCGACCUGUACACGGGAGCACUGGCUGAGGACCCUCACGGUAGACUGCUGGCUCCCACCCUCACCUGCCUCAUCUCCGACCAGUUCCUCAGGUUGAAGAUCGGAGACCGCUUCUGGUAUGAGACAGUGGACGAGACCGUCGGCUUCUCUAUAGAUCAGCUGACAGAGAUACGUAAGACAACCCUAGCCGGCAUCAUCUGCGCCAACGAAGGUCUCCUGGAGCAGGCCCAGCCCAGGGUCAUGGAGGAGGUCGGCCCCAACAACCCUUUAGUUGACUGCACGGAACUUCCACAACCCUCAUUCAGUCCCUGGAGACAGGUUGAUAAAUAGGCAGUGUAAAUAUUUUGUUAGUUAUAAGAGUUUCUUUUUCAUUAA